AUGCUCUUUCUCAGUUUCCCAUCUGAAAUUUCAGCAAACCUCUAUUCUAUUUCCUCAACACCACCACCAAAGGAUCCAUACCAUUACUCAUCUCCUCCACCUCCACCAGUUCACACCUACCCUCAUCCACACCCAGUCUACCACUCUCCACCACCACCGGUUCACACAUACCCUCACCCACACCCAGUCUACCACUCUCCUCCACCACAAGCACCACACAAGAAGCCUUACAAGUACUCAUCUCCUCCUCCGCCGCCACCCAUGCACACUUACCCUCGUCUCCCCCCUAUCUACCACUCCCCAACACCACACAAGAAGCCAUACAAAUAUCCAUCACCACCACCACCACCUGUUCAUACCAACCCCCCUCACCCUCACCCGGUCUACCACUCUCCACCACCAUCAUCAGUUCACACCUACCCUCCUCAUGCUCCCCACCCAGUUUACCAUUCUCAUCCUCCUCCAGUCCAUUCUCCACCUCCACCACAUUAUUACUACAAAUCAUCUCCACCUCACCACUACUAG
Vicia faba (fava bean) is the source of this 525-nucleotide messenger RNA. The record is from the annotation of a GenBank genome assembly. Lineage: Eukaryota; Viridiplantae; Streptophyta; Magnoliopsida; Fabales; Fabaceae.